Candida tropicalis MYA-3404 is the source of this 510-nucleotide messenger RNA. RefSeq lists its product as uncharacterized. NCBI's taxonomy places the organism in Eukaryota, Fungi, Ascomycota, Pichiomycetes, Serinales, Debaryomycetaceae. The record is from RefSeq and is a predicted model, not a curated record. The transcript has a single exon. Bases 1 to 510 code for a protein of 169 amino acids.
AUGUUCUGUCAAUUAGGCUUAAACACAAGAGUUCCAUACCACUUUUUAUUCUACUCAUUGACUUUUGGUGGUUCCGCAUUUUACUCCUUUAUCGUUUCCCCAUUAGUAUUUAAAAAAUUACCAAGAGAUGAAUUCAGUAACUUGCAAAACAAGGUCUUCCCAACCUACUUUACAUUACAAACCAUUGCUCCAGCUAUCUUGGCCUUGAGUCAACCAUUGGCCUACUGUCCAUUUACUUUGGGUUUGUUAGGUUUGUCAUCCCUUGGUGGUGCCUUGAACUAUUUGUGGUUGUUACCAGUUUGUAAACAAAUCAAGGAAGAUAGAAACAAGUUGGUUGCUGACAAAGCUAAUGUUGGUGCUGAUGGUGAACCAACUGAAGAAUUCAAGAAAUUGAACAAGAGAUUCGGUUGUUACCAUGGUAUUUCCACUUUGGUUAACAUUAUUUCCAUCGCUGCCCUUGGUGUUUACGGUAUUGGUUUAGCUAAAGGUUUAUCCAAGAUUAAGUUCUAA